Molecule: messenger RNA, 1559 nt
Organism: Spea bombifrons (plains spadefoot toad)
Lineage: Eukaryota; Metazoa; Chordata; Amphibia; Anura; Pelobatidae
Gene: RAG2
Product: recombination activating 2
Exons: 1
Coding region: 6-1559 (517 amino acids)
Biological process (GO): V(D)J recombination
Cellular component (GO): DNA recombinase complex; nucleus
Molecular function (GO): sequence-specific DNA binding; protein binding
Source: RefSeq, a predicted model, not a curated record
UUGUGAUGACCCUACAGACAGUCACAGCCCUGAACAAUGCCUUGUGUAUCCAGCCUGGGUUUACACUGCUUCGGUUUGGGACGCAUGUCUUCUACUUUGGACAGAAAGGUUGGCCCAAGCGCUCAUGCCCUACGGGGGUCUUCCUCGUGGACCUGAAAAACAAUGAGCUUAAACUCCGUCCCACCAUGUUCAGCAACGACUCGUGUUACCUGCCCCCCCUGAGACAACCUGCUGUAUGCAGCCUCCCGUCGGAAGGCGGUGAGGUCAAGCGGUACCUGAUCCAUGGUGGAAAGACACCAAAUAAUGAGUUAUCUCACAAACUAUACAUUAUGUCAAACGCGUCCUUGGCCGGAAAGAAAGUCACCCUGUGCUGCUCAGAGAAAGACCUUGAGGGGGACGUCCCGGACGCAAGGUAUGGUCAUUCCAUGGACGUGGUACAGAGCAGAGGCAAGUCGGCCGUGGUGAUAUUUGGAGGAAGGUCUUACUUGCCAUUAAAUCAGAGGACCACGGAAACAUGGAACAGCGUUACUGACUGCCAGCCGUUGGUCUACUUGAUAGACCUUCAGUUUGGAUGUUCUACUGCUUAUGCUCUCCGAGAGCUGCAAGACGGAAUUUCCUUUCAUGCCUCCUUGGCCAAGAAUGACACAGUCUAUAUUUUGGGUGGCCACUCCAUUGAAAAUAAUUAUAGGUCCCGAAAUAUCUAUAAGAUUAAGGUCGAUCUACCCCUUGGAAGCCCAAAGGUGACUUGUACAGUCUUACAAGGAGGUAUCUCCUUCUCUAGCUCUAUCCUAACCCAGACAAACCCAGACGAGUUUAUUAUUGUUGGCGGAUACGUAUCGGACAGCCAGAAAAGGCUAACUUGUAACAGAUUGUGCCUGAGCGAAGAUACCAUAGAUAUCCAGGAAAUGGAGGCUCCUGAUUGGACAGGAGAGAUUAAACACAGCAAGAUGUGGUUUGGUGGGGACAUGGGGCAUGGAGUUGUGUUAAUGGGUGUUCCGAGUGACAAUAAACAUCAAAAUUCAGAGGGGAACUUCUACUUUUAUGUAUUGAACCUUGGACAAAAUGAGGAUUUGAUGAUACAGUCAUGCAGCCAAGGAUCGACAGAGGAGCAAGAAGAGUCCACACCUUUGGAAGACUCAGAGGAGUUCACAUUCAGCAGCAUCUUUGAUGAAGAUGUAUAUAACGAAGAUGACGAAGAAGAUGAGUCUGAAACUGGAUACUGGAUUGACUGCUGCAAGGACUGCAACGUAGACAUAAACACGUGGGUGCCAUAUUAUUCCACCGAACUAAACAAACCAGCCAUGAUCUACUGCUCUAAAGAUGGUGGCCACUGGGUGCACGCCCAAUGCAUGGACUUGUCGGAGAGCACGCUUAUCCACUUGUCUGAGAACAACGUCAAGUAUUUCUGCAAUGACCAUGUCCAGUUGUCAAGGGGCCUUCAAACCCCCAAGAAGACGAUGCCUCCUCAGAAAGCACCAAUGAAGCCGAUUAGGAAGAAAAACUCUAUUAAGCGAAUAUCAGAAGGGAAGAAAUCCUUCCUCAGGCGUUUGUUUGAGUGA